GGCGACAGCCAGGAGGUGCGGGCGGAACUGUUCAGCGCAACAAUAUUUGCUUGUGGGGUAGUAACACUGCUACAGUGUAGCGUUGGAGUUAGACUUCCAAUCAUCCAAGGCAGUAGUUUUUCCUUCAUAGCACCUUUAAUAGCCAUGCUCACAAUUGAGGGAAUGAAAUGUCCAGAAAACGUGCCAUACGAGCUCUUGCAGUCGGUUUUAUUUGCGCUAUUUACAUGAGAAAUGUGCAAGCUCCCUUCCUGUGGUGGAACCGCGCCAGUGGCUGCCAUAAAACCAGCUGUCAGAUAUUUGUAUUGAUACCGGCAAUAUUUAUGAUAGUGAUUGCCUGGAUAGUGAGCCUCAUUCUGACUUUAACUGGAGUUCUCCCUGACGACCCUGGACACCCCCAAUACAAGGCACGGACGGACGCUUACGUGGACGGCAUUUACACUGCAAAGUGGUUCUUCUUCCCUUAUCCAGGCAGAUAUGGCUUACCCACCGUUAGCGUAGGGGGUGUGGUCGGCAUGAUGGCCGCCACCAUAGCUUCCACCAUAGAGUCUAUAGGGGACUACCACGCAUGCGCCAGUGUAUGUGAGAUGCCAUCCCCUCCCUCUCACGCCGUCAACAGAGGCAUACUCACUGAAGGGAUCGGAAGUAUUAUAGCAGGAAGUAUAGGGACUGGACAUGGUACAACCUCCUUCAGUCAGUGCAUUGGAAUCAUUGGAAUUACUAAAGUCGGCAGUUUGAGGGUGUUCCAGACAGCAGGUAUGUUGAUGAUAGUUCUUGGAGUCAUUGGAAAGUUUGGUGCCACCCUGGCAGCCAUUCCCGACCCCAUCCAAGGCGCCAUUAUCACCCUGGGGUUAGCCAUGGUAAUCUCGGUGGGUCUGUCAAACCUGGAGUUCAUCGACAUGAGAUCCUCCCGUAAUAUGGCUAUCCUAGGAACAUCACUGAUGUGUGGCCUUCUGGUACCGUACUGGAUGAGGAAGAAUCCAACAGCGGUCAGAACGGGUGUAAAUGAGAUUGACCAACUGUUCGCAGUUUUUUUGACCACACCCAUGUUCAUAAGUGGACUAUUGGGGUUCUUCUUGGAUAAUACAGUCCCUGGUACUAUGGAAGAAAGAGGAAUAAAAAGAUGGAAAGAGAGUCUCUCUGGAAACUCUGCAGCGGUUUUGCAAGGAAGCCUCAAAGAUUACGACAUUCCUUUCGUGUCCGCAUGGAUGAGAAAAAUAAAAUGUUUUAAGCUCGUGCCUUUCUUACCGCCGUAUGACGAGAAAAACUUGCAACUGUGCCGCAGCCUUUUCAGAAGGAUCAAAAGCAAACAAAAUCGAUAAUUUUUAGAGCACAUUGUUAGUAGUUUAUGUUACACUAAUUAUUGUAAUAAAAAAAAAACAAGAUACGGGGUAGAACAGCCCUAAACAAAGGAACAUCUAAGAUGCGGAACACUCAAAUGUUAAAGCAUGCAAAUAGUGUUGGACCGUUUAUUCGUGUAGAAAAAAUAUGAAAUUUCUUUAUCAAAAAACUUCAGCUAAAUAGACGUUUCGUUGUUGGCGAUUCCACUGUUCGUCGCCUUGUGAGGGCUGUUGACAUGGCCGAAGUGCCUGAUAUCGAGGGGGCUGCCACGGUACGCUGCCGGGCAGCACCCCAAGAGUUGUACACGGCGCUGGCGGACCUGGUCAGCCCCGUUCUGCAGGCUGGU
Molecule: messenger RNA, 1684 nt
Organism: Lingula anatina
Lineage: Eukaryota; Metazoa; Brachiopoda; Lingulata; Lingulida; Lingulidae
Product: solute carrier family 23 member 1-like
Source: RefSeq, a predicted model, not a curated record